Messenger RNA from Aspergillus affinis, 1920 nucleotides. Its product is annotated as Peptidase C65. Bases 1 to 1920 code for a protein of 639 amino acids. Gene Ontology annotation, cellular component: nucleus. Gene Ontology annotation, molecular function: DNA-binding transcription factor activity; cysteine-type deubiquitinase activity; ubiquitin binding. The transcript is spliced from 8 exons. Gene Ontology annotation, biological process: protein K48-linked deubiquitination; regulation of DNA-templated transcription. The record is from RefSeq and is a predicted model, not a curated record. NCBI's taxonomy places the organism in Eukaryota, Fungi, Ascomycota, Eurotiomycetes, Eurotiales, Aspergillaceae.
AUGAAUCCGCUGUCCACCGACGAAAUGGAACGGUUCCAGAAACUGUCAAACGAGUUCGAGCCGGAUGUUCAGGGCCCUCUUGUGUCGACCAAGCAGUCGAGCAGUGCGAUUGCAAUGGAGUAUGCAAAUGCCGAUCCUACCUUCGCAACAAAGACUAGCGCACUGGCUGCGACGCACCCGUUUUCUCGUAUCAUGAAGGGUGACGGGAACUGUGGAUGGAGAGCCGUUGCGUUUGGAUAUUUCGAGAACCUCUUCAAUCUUAGGAACACCCUUCAGGUUCAGCGCGAGUUGCUCCGGAUCAAGUCGUUGAAUGUCCUUCUAGAUCAAGUUGGCCAGCAAGAACAUUUGUAUGAGAUUUUUGUGGAUGAGACGGAGCAAGUCUUUUCGCAAAUAACCGAAGCAAUCCAGAAUGGAAUCCGGGAUGACUCAUUUUUGGUGGACGCGUUCAACUCAGAAUAUAACUCGAGUGCCAUCAUCACUCAUUUCAGAGUCAGUGCCCUUUUCAACGCAGAGCUGUCCACUCAAUGUCUUCUUCUAACGAGUGCUUGGAUGAAACUCAACCCUCAUCGGUACCAAGCAUUUCUGUCUUUACCCAUUGAUCAGUAUUGUGGAACGCGGAUAGAGACCGUCAGAACUGAGAUUGAUGAAGUCGGCCUUCAAGCAUUGGUCGACGGGGUAAUCGAGGGAUCCGAUUUCGCAGUAGAAAUCCUGUAUCUUGACCGCAGCGAAGGCGACGUGGUCACGCCUCACCUCUUGACGCCGAAUCGGCCCGUUGCUGGAACGAUUCGGUUGCUAUACCGCCCGGGCCACUAUGACCUUCUCUAUCAGCCCGAGCCCACCGUGAACCUAGAACCGGUGGUCAAUUAUCAGUAUGCAAUGACUUCGAACUACUCGCCUUGGGACCAAAGCGCCCUCUCCUUCGAUGUCAACUCUAGUUUAAUGUCGAUUCCCAAUCUGAUGAUGGACCCAUCGUUCGCACUUGCGCCUUCUCCAAUUCCCGCCGCUCCUCCAAGCCCAUACCGGGUCUCCUCCGCCCCCGAGAUCUAUCAACCCCCGAUGCAGACCCCGUCACCCGCACCCGUGGCCUCACCACCGCCUCCCCCCUUGUCGGCACCGCCGGCGCCACCGCCAAUGACCUCCUUGCCCAGUCGCUUGUCAGACGGGCCCCAAAUUCGGUUGAAUCCCUUGGUGAUGAAGCCCAAUUUGAGCCACUCGCUUCCAGUUACCACACCGUUUAAGAAGCCGUCGUCUUCCUGGCAGGUCAACGGUAGUGCCGACCUGCAAAAAGAACCUCAUGAUCAAUAUCCCUCCUUCUCCGACUCUUCUUUCUCCGACAACCUUCUUAACCCUUAUACUCCGCAAUUGUUUCCCUUGGAUUCGCCUUUCAACCUACCUGGUGACGACUUCGCCGGUCUCGAAUCCCUCGACACUUGGGCCCCGGUAACUGACGGUCCAUAUCAGCCACUGCCUGCUAUUUCAACUUCGUUCUACCCAGCACCCUACACACCUGCCGCUGAACCACAGCCAAGUCUCUUGCAGAAUGAGCUUUCCUUUCCGGAACCGGAUGUUUCGAACGAUCUUUUCCCUUCGCACGAGCCUCCCUUGAUAUAUUCUGAAGGCUCCCAAUAUCAACCACCUCCCAUGUCUCUUCCAGCUUCGACCACCUCACCCUCCAACUCGUCCACUCCGAGUGAUACGGGUACGACUCGGUCCAAGCCCGCGAUUUCGCGAAUCGAGAAGCGCCAGUUGAACACGAUGGCGGCGCGCCGCUAUCGCCAACGACGAGUCGACCAGGUGAAUCAGCUGGAGGCCGAGCUCAAGAAAGUCAAGGAGGAGCGGGAUGCGUUGAAAAUGCGCGUCUCCAAACUGGAAGGCGAGACGGAUGCUCUUCGGAGUCUUGUGGGGAGGGAAAAGAAGUAG